Messenger RNA from Trematomus bernacchii (emerald rockcod), 1843 nucleotides. RefSeq names its product atonal bHLH transcription factor 1b (gene atoh1b). Gene Ontology annotation, molecular function: protein dimerization activity. NCBI's taxonomy places the organism in Eukaryota, Metazoa, Chordata, Actinopteri, Perciformes, Nototheniidae. The record is from RefSeq and is a predicted model, not a curated record. The transcript has a single exon. Bases 974 to 1612 code for a protein of 212 amino acids.
UAAAUAAAUGUAAAAAAAUGUACACCUUUUAGCUCUGAAAUUUAGUGAGGCAGAGACCUACAAAGUAGCAAACAUUUGAAAUACUCAAGUAAAGAACACGUCUCUUAAACUUGUACUUAGCUAAUUGAGUCAAUCUACUUAGUUGCUUUACACCCCUUAUACUAAUAAUAACUGCGCUUUUUGCUUCAUGACGUGUGCAUGUUUUGAUGCUGGCAUCCUGCUAAAUGAUUCAUAAAUCGCCUUGAGACAACUUAUCGGUUAUCAUGGUCCUGCUAUAGACAGGUGUGUCUCAUGUCUUGCCUUCCACCUGUUCGUUUUAUUAUUCUUCUGCAAAUAAUCCGCGAAAGAUUGUUCAGCUUUUACUGCUUGUUUGAGAACAAACCUCAACACUGCAGGUCCAUCAAGGGACAUAACCAAAAUAAAGAAGUUUAGUUUAGUUUUCUCUAGUAGAAGUAGAAACUGCGCAACACACUGAAUGGGGCUGCUCAAUAUCUGAUGCCAUUUAAAAUAGCCUCGGUGGUCUAAUUAUAAACGCUACAUAAACGUGUUAUUUAUUUUUAACAACACCUAAAAGCCAACAGACAUGCAGCGCAGACUUCACUACUACACAAACGUAAUUAGAUCACCUUAACCGAGCUUUUGAAACAUAUAAACCACGCUCUUAAAUGAUUAAUACUUUUGGCUCCCCUCUGUGUGAGGAUAAUAACAAGGUCGUGAUUGAGUUACAAUGCACAAUAGGAGAGAAAAAGUAGAGCUUUGUCUAAUUGUUCGUUGACAGGGUCAGGGGGGAUUGCGAUUGGCUGCUGCCUCCUGAGGCUACAGGGCUGUCGGAGGGCUGGGACUGACACAAGGUGACUGAGGGGAGGCAGUAUAAAAUGCUGGCGCAGUGCAGACUCAUUCAGAGCCCAAAGCAUCAGCCAGAGUCUUCUGUGUGACCUUUCACUGCAGUGUGCGACCACAGGCCAGAGAAGGGAUGACUGCAAAAUCAGAACUAUCAAGCUGGCCGGAGUUCCCAGAGGAUUUCAGCAUGGCUCACAUCAACUCCAAAACGUGGAUUUCUUCUAACUCACUCCAUGCGUUCUCCAGGAGGGACGGUUCUGCAGCCGCGGGCCUCUCGCUGGAAGACCGUGUGCCAAUGGGCCUCACAGAGACUGACUCUGACCGAGCAGAGGAGGGGGUGCAGGUGAGCCACUUUGGCCCGCAGAAACACCGACGCGUCGCAGCCAACGCCAGGGAGAGGAGGAGGAUGAACGGCCUGAAUCAAGCGUUUGACGAGCUGAGGAGCGUCAUCCCCUCAAUGGAGAACGAGAGAAAGUUGUCCAAGUAUGACACCCUCCAAUUGGCGCAGAUUUACAUCAAUGAGUUGUCGGAGCUGCUGACCGGUGUGGUUAACCCUGAGUGCAGGAGUCCUGCGGAAAAGAGGAUGAGUCUGAUCCACUCUCUCACUGCGCAAAGCCAGAGCCCUCUGAGCGGGGAACAGAGGGACCCCUCAGUAGGCCACAUUAUUAUAUUUGGAUCUGACUCUAAUCAAUCAAUUACUUCUUCCAACGGCAGUGAUGGGGAAUCUUUGCACCUCAGUGACAUGGAGGAAAGUCUGAGUGGAAGACAGUGACAGAAAGCUUCUUACUGUUUAUUCUGCAGUGUGUUAUUGGACCAAAUAUUACAGCUUGUAGAAAUAUUGGUCAUAUCAGAUGGACUAAUAUUCUCCUGUCAUCUUAGUGUAGAUGAUGCACUGCCAAUGAAGAAACACUGACUGAUUGUUGUACUUCCUAAGGCCAUGGUGAACUCCCAGAGGCCUUCUUAUUGCACUUUAUGGCCUGAACCAUCACCACAUUUGUCUAAA